AUGGCCAAUUCAAGGCUCGAUAGGCUCGUCACCUUGCUGGACAAGGGAAGCACACAACUGAUACGCAACACUGCAGCGGCACAGCUUGCCGACGUACAGAAACAGAAUCCAGACAACCUCUUUGCCCUUUUGGGCAGGGUACUCCCUUACUUGCAGUCCAAGUCAUGGGACACUCGCACUGCCGCGGCCAAGGCAAUAGGUGGCAUCGUCUCAAAUGUGCCCAAAUUCGAUCCGAAUGCCGACGAUCCGGAGACGAAGGAUGACUCCCUCAAACCCGAGCUUACCUCGGUCAAAACCGAGGAGAAGACACCCGAGGCUGAUGAUAUGCUUCAGCUGGCCUCUCUAGAUGUCAAAAUGAUCCUUCGUCAUGGAAAGAAACUACUGGGUAGCGCUGGAAAGGAGUAUGAAUACUCAAUGGCGAGCAUGACACCUGCCCAACGCCUUGCCCAUCAAAAGCAGAAUCUUUCGGCCCGUCUAGGGCUUGGGGGUGAGUACAUCGAAGAGGACCUCGUUACCGAGAACGAUUUUGCCGCCAAUUCGCAGCACAAAUUGGCACAAACCCCAGGUUUGUCCCGAAUGGACACAAAAUCGACAGCAGAGCGAGCGGACGGCCUGGGAACCCCUUCGCAAUACAGUGCCAUCUCACCUUCAGAAAACAACGGACAGCCCUUCCUGGACGAGUCAGGCCUGAGCAAACGACAACUAAACCAGCUCAAGCGUAAAAACAAAUCAGCAGCGAAAGCUGGCGCCAGCAAGAUGCGAGUCGUUGACCUCUCCGGACGGCGUCCUUCGGAACCAGGCCACACCCCCGUUUCUGCCACUCCCCAUCCGGUCAAGCUGAACGGAGUCGACGACUCGAACGGAGACUCCAAGCAGGAUUAUUUCUCCAUCAAGCGGGAAGGUCCCGAUGAUGACACUGCCCUGAUCUCUGAAUUCAAGGGCGAAGAUGUACCGGAAAAGCCGCUGAUCCAGCCCGAUGAGGAACAUGCGCACGAUUGGCCGUUUGAAGUCAUGUGCGACUUCCUUUCAAUUGAUCUUUUCGAUCCCAACUGGGAGGUACGGCAUGGUGCCGCGAUGGGGCUGAGAGAAGUCCUCCGUGUUCAUGGGCGUGGUGCCGGCCGGCGGUAUGGCAGGUCUCGAGCCGAGAAUGAACUAGCAAAUCGACGUUGGCUUGAUGAUAUGGCAUGCCGUCUGCUGUGUGUCUUGAUGCUCGACCGGUUUGGAGACUAUGUCUCUGACACCGUAGUGGCCCCAAUCCGCGAGUCCAUCGGUCAGACCCUCGGCGCACUACUUACCCAGCUUCCCGAUGACAUCGCUAUCUCUGUAUACAACUUUCUACAGCAGAUGAUCAACCAAACCGACACAGGCAUGAAACAGCCGAUCUGGGAGGUCUGCCACGGAGGCAUGAUCGGUCUGCGCUACUUCGUUGCGGUCCGGAAGGAUCUCCUUCUCCAGCAUAACGAGCUGAUAGACGGUGCGAUCUCAGCCGUGAUACGUGGUCUUGCCCACGCUGAUGACGACGUCAAAUCGGUCAGUGCCGCAACAUUGAUACCGAUUGCCGGAGAACUGACAACACUGCGGCCGCACUCUCUUGGCCAGCUUAUCGGCGUCGUAUGGGAUUGUCUCCUCGACAUGCAGGACGACCUCAGUGCCAGCACCGGUGCGGUCAUGGACCUUCUAGCGACGCUUUGCUCCUACGACGCCAUCUUGGAAGCUAUGCGUGCCAAUGCAGCCGAGGAUCCAGAGCAAUCAUUUGAGAUGCUUGUCCCUCGGCUGUAUCCCUUCCUGAGACACACCAUUACCAGUGUGCGUUUGGCUGUCUUGAAAGCCUUAGCAACCUUUCUGAAUAUUUCCAACGUGAGCAACAUGGAAUGGGUGGGCGGCCGCGUGAUCCGCUUGGUGUUUCAAAAUAUGCUUCUCGAACGCAACGAGGGUGUCUUGCGGGCGUCGUUUGAAGUGUGGCAAGCCCUCGUAGACUUUAUGGAGCGACAGGGAAUGGCGAGUUUUACAUCGAGUCUGGAGCCGCAUUUCACAGCGAUGUUGAAGGCUACCAUCCAACCCGUCGGCCAAGCACGAAGCCCGAUCCCAAUGGACGCUUCCCUCCUCAUCAAACCUUCGGGUGUACCCAUGGCUUCUGUCGCCGCAAGGCAUGGGUCAACUUCAGACACAGAUCAGCAGCCGAGAAAACGUCGAAAAGUUGACAAGGAUGACUCGAAUCAGCAUCAUCUGUCCCACAACACCGACGGUCACAUGCUUCAUGGCGAGGUCGACUUGGUUGGGAUGGAGGUCAUUUUGAGGACUAGAAUUACCUGUUCGCGUGCCUUGGGCCUGCUUUUGGGCAAACAGAACGAGCCAUCCGUGCUUACAUACUGGACAAACCUGCUUCCUGUUGUCGACUCAACGCAUUCCAGCACCCGACUAUUUGCAGGCAUGAUUUUGGAAGAGCUUGCCCGGAAUCAGUCCACGAAACCGACGAAUACACCAACGUUUGUGGCCCAGCUUCAACGGGUUCUCGACGACGAUGGCAAUCAUUGGUAUACCGACAUUGUGUCUUCUUUGCAAGCAGCUCGGGGUCAAUGCCAAUCUUUGGUCAGUGCUUUCCAGAACAAUGCACACGUAUCCCGCGACAAAUUGCCAGCCAUAGCAGUGGUGUGUCAAGGCGAAAGCGGUGCUGGACCCAAGGCCUUCUCUCUUGCAGACGCCGAGCGGAUUGUGACGACAGAUUUCGAUCGUCUGAUGAAGGCGCUCACACCGGCGCAAAGAGUCUCGGGAACACAGUACCUCAAUGACGCGCGCACUAACGCAAUGACCGCCGUCGAAGAGGCGAGAAAGGUCAAAGAAAGUCGGGAUAUGGCUAUCAAAGCCACAAUCGCAUCUGUUCUCGUGAGACUUGCCGAGGUCCCUAAGAAGCCUGGCCAACUCAUCAAAUGCAUUAUGGACAGCAUUAAAGGGGAGGAGUUUGAAGAGCUGCAAGCCCGGUCUGCAUCGGCCGUGGCUGCUUUGAUUGACUUCUACACCGCGAGUCCGAAACGAGGCCCGGUGGACAAAUUGGUAUCUAACCUGGUGAAGUUCACCUGUGUGGACACCUCCGAGACUCCCGAGUUCGGCCCUAACUCCAAAUUCGAAGACAUAGUGCUGUCGUUACGGAAAGAAGAAGAUAGGAAAGAUCACCCGGACGCGGCCAGAUUCGAACAAGAGGCCAAGGAAGCACGAAUCAUGCGACGAGGGGCGAAGCGUGCCCUGAACGAAUUGGCCCAGGCCUACGGCGGCUCGCUUCUUGACAAACUGCCCAUUCUCAAAUCACUGAUAGAGAACCCUAUCCGUGAGAUGGUCGAGCCAGCAGAUCCUGCUUCCUUCCAGGUGGAUGACGCGCAGGGCCAAUCCUUGGUCGAUGCCUUCUCCAUCUUGCGGACGCUGUCGCCCAUGGUACACCCCGCGCUGCAUCCAUGGAUUCUGUCGCUGAGCCCCUUGAUUGGCAAGGCUAUGCGGAGCAGGCUAUCCGUCGUGAGGUACAGUGCUGCCAAAUGCUUUGCAACCAUCUGCAGCGUCAUCACUGUGGAGGGCAUGACCAUGCUCGUCCAGGAGAUCUUGCCCAAUAUCAGCAAUCCCCUGGACCUCCGGGAUCGACAGGGCAUUACAGAGUGCGUUUAUCAUCUCAUCUCGGUGAUGGGCGACAGGAUCUUACCGUAUGUGAUUUUCCUCAUUGUUCCGGUUCUUGGGCGUAUGAGUGACGCCAACCACGAUAUCCGCCUCCUUGCUACGACGUCGUUUGCGACAUUGGUCAAGCUUGUGCCACUGGAGGCCGGUAUUCCAGAUCCGCCGGGUAUGCCGGAGUCUUUGCUACAAGGGCGUGAGAGAGAACGCAAGUUCAUGGCACAAAUGCUGGAUCCGAAGAAAGUAGAGCCCUUCCAGAUCCCAGUGGCCAUCAAAGCGGAAUUACGGUCCUACCAGCAAGAAGGUGUGAAUUGGCUGGCGUUCCUCAACAAAUACAAUCUGCACGGCGUGCUUUGUGAUGAUAUGGGUCUCGGUAAAACGCUGCAGACAUUGUGUAUCGUCGCCAGUGACCAUCACAUUCGAGCUGAGGAAUACGCCAAGACGAAGGCGGCGGAUAUGAGACGAAUGCCUUCACUCAUCGUUUGCCCGCCGACGCUUUCCGGUCAUUGGCAGCAGGAGAUCAAGCAAUACGCGCCGUUCUUGAGCUGUGUUGCCUAUGUGGGAUCUCCUGUGGAACGCAACAGUCGCCGUCACCUGCUGGAAGAAGCCGAUGUCGUGAUCACCUCGUACGACGUUUGCCGAAACGAUAACGACGUGUUAACAUCCAUCACCUGGAACUACUGCGUCCUCGACGAAGGCCAUCUGAUCAAGAACCCAAAAGCCAAGAUCACACAGGCGGUGAAGAAGCUCGUCAGCAACCAUAGGCUCAUUCUGUCCGGCACGCCGAUCCAGAACAACGUCCUCGAAUUAUGGUCUCUCUUUGACUUUCUCAUGCCCGGUUUCCUAGGCACGGAGAAGGUGUUCCAAGAUCGAUUCGCGAAACCCAUCGCGGCCAGUCGCAACGCCAAAUCAUCCUCUAAGGAGCAGGAGGCAGGCGCUCUAGCCAUUGAAGCUCUUCACAAACAGGUGUUACCAUUCCUGCUGCGCCGACUGAAGGAAGAAGUCCUGAACGAUCUGCCUCCCAAGAUCCUGCAAAACUACUAUUGCGACCUCAGCGACCUGCAGAAGCGACUCUUUGAAGAUUUCUUCAAGAAGGAGCGGAAGACGGUGGAGAACAGCGUCGGGUCGGCCGACAAAGAAGCCAAGCAACACAUUUUCCAGGCGCUGCAAUACAUGCGAAAACUGUGCAACUCGCCCGCGCUGGUGGUCAAAGAGGGCACCAAGCAGUACGACGUCCUUUCCAAGCAGCUAGCGGCUUCCAAGUCGAGUCUGCGCGACGUGGCUCAUGCACCGAAACUCACUGCACUACGGGACUUGCUGGUCGAUUGUGGGAUUGGGGUGCCGAAUGAUGCCAACGAUAUAUCGGCCAGUAGCGCCGUGUCACAGCAUCGUGCCUUGAUCUUUUGUCAGAUGAAAGAAAUGUUGGACAUGGUGCAAAACGAGGUGCUCGGAAAGCUUCUGCCAAGUGUGCAAUUCCUCCGGCUCGAUGGCAGCGUGGAAGCAACCAAGCGGCAGAACAUUGUCAACCAAUUCAACAACGACCCUAGCUACGACUGCCUGUUGUUGACCACCAGUGUUGGCGGCCUCGGGUUGAAUCUGACGGGCGCGGACACGGUCAUUUUCGUGGAACAUGACUGGAACCCUCAAAAGGACAUCCAGGCCAUGGACCGAGCGCAUCGGAUCGGACAAAAGAAGGUUGUCAACGUGUAUCGACUCAUCACUCGCGGCACGCUGGAAGAGAAGAUCAUGAGUUUACAGCGUUUCAAAAUUGAUGUUGCCUCGACCGUGGUCAACCAACAAAACGCGGGGUUGGGGAGUAUGGAGACGGACCAGAUCCUGGAUUUGUUCAAUCUUGGAGAGAGCUCCGACACUGGUGGCGACGGUGGCGGAGCGGGUAAGGAAGAGGACAUGGUCGAUCUCGAGACGGGCGAAGUGAAGAAGAAAGGCGAGAAAGGCUGGCUAGACGAUGUGGGCGAGCUGUGGGAUGAACGGCAGUACGAAGAAGAGUUCAAUCUGGACUCGUUCGUGCAGAACCUGCAAAAAUAG
Capronia coronata CBS 617.96 is the source of this 5700-nucleotide messenger RNA. RefSeq lists its product as uncharacterized. Gene Ontology annotation, molecular function: ATP hydrolysis activity; ATP binding; DNA binding. The record is from RefSeq and is a predicted model, not a curated record. The transcript is spliced from 3 exons. Lineage: Eukaryota; Fungi; Ascomycota; Eurotiomycetes; Chaetothyriales; Herpotrichiellaceae. Bases 1 to 5700 code for a protein of 1899 amino acids.